AUGUCCUUUCAUCCCGAGUCUGCGGAGCAUUUCCGCAAGCCGAGCAUUCAGAACGCCAUCUUCGGCAGUGCACGGCGCAGGCGGCCCAGCAAUCCAAAGCCGGUGUCUGUCGAAGAUACGCUGCAGGCAGUGAAGGGAUCUGAUGAUGCUUCCCAGCACGAGGAACUGGAAGGACUUUCUUUGCGGCCGGGACCAGAUCUUGAAUCAAACCUGUCGGUGACAGUUGGCGCAUCGCGAUCGAACGACGCAGCAGUGAAGGAGUCAUCGGCAGUGCGAGCUGCUCGACGAGAACGAGGAGCAAGCGUACAACGGCCCUCUAGCCCAGAUGUAGGGACCAUCCUCGCCAACACACCUCGCCCCAGGCGCAGGUCAUAUGCUGCCGCUCCCACAGCGUUCCGCACACCCCAUCGCUCGAGCUCUGGUGUCGGCUGCCACAAUGAUCUGAAGGAAGCGGGCUCAGAUACGGAGCGGGAGCUCGACGGCAGCGAGUCCGACUCGAGCAUCGAUCUGCACACGCCCCUCCCCCAUCUCAUGUUCCGCGAUGGCUUGCUGUCUCCGCGCUCAAAGCUGCUUCCCAAGGGCCCCGGAAUGACAUCGUCGUUUCCAUACCUCCUUGAGGAGGACGAGGAAGGCGACGCGCCCGACCGCUCGCUCAGCGUGCUCAGUGCGGCGUCCAUGGCUGGGUCUAUCACUACGAAGGCGGGCGUAUUGUACAAAGACCCUCGGGAUACUGUAAGACGGCGGAUACGACACCGAGACGGAAGUCUCCUGCGCGCAGGGAUGGGCUUGACGACGGGGCUCGGCUGGAGCGAUAGUGAGGAUGAGGAUGCGCCCUCGACGCUCACCCGGAAGCUGAUACACACCUCGAUCACACGCAAAACAUCGCUGUCUGCAAGCAAUUCACGGCCACUUUCAGAGGCCACGAGGGAAUCCACGGUAGUCAGCCCGCCACCUGCUGCAGGAUCACAUCCGAGCAAAGACCUGCCCAAGUCUGCAUCCACGUCCAAUUCGUCGCUAUCCUCGUUACGGCCCAGCACUGCGGAUAGCACGUCUUCGCUCGAAUCGACGCCAACGCGAGUCAGAGCGCAAUCCAGCAUGUCGAUAUUCUCUACUGGGGCUUCCUCCAUGCCUACCACACCCAGCUCUAGAGGUGUCGCUGGUGCACGUCGUGUGCAACGGCCUUUAAAGUCGACCGAUAUCCAGGCGAUAAUCUCGAGGCAGCGUGCUCUAUCGUCCGCGAGCACCAGCUCCGUGCUGUCUACAGGAUCAGUAUCAGGUCUUCCCGGUCGUGCAAGCUAUUAUCAACGAUCAUUAACGUCCUUUACAGCCAAUGGAGCGCGGCCACGGACCAUGUCGGCCGCAUCCAGCGUAAGCUCCGUAUCUACAUAUUCCUCAAUGGGUGCAUCAGGUUCGUCCACUCCCUCCGGAGGUAGCACGAGCACAACGUCAGGCAUGCCGCGGCCGCUCCGCCUUUCGCAGUCCAUGGCGCUGCGGCAGAACAUGGUCCGCUCACCGUCGGGCAUCCCAAGCAAGACCGGCGUGCUGACGAAUGGCCAGCACGCGCGCACGCUCUCGAGCGUGCCGUCCGUCCGCAACCUCUCGCAGCUCCCUAGCGCGGCGCCCAUCCAAAGGGCCGACAGCAACGGCUCCUCCACGUCUACGACUUCCACGCCGACGACGCCGACGAACACACGUGCGACGCCUACUCCGCCCUCCUCUCCGCGAGUACGCCCGCUCGUUGCGGGCCCGAGGCCGAAGCCUCGGACAGGCACUGGGAUGGUCUACCGCACGUCGAGCUAUGCGAGUCUGCAGGCGGGUGCGAUAAGGGUGCAUAGUGUGUCCGUCUCUCCUGGUCCAGAUGGUGGUGUCAUGUUCUGA
Molecule: messenger RNA, 1878 nt
Organism: Laetiporus sulphureus 93-53
Lineage: Eukaryota; Fungi; Basidiomycota; Agaricomycetes; Polyporales; Laetiporaceae
Exons: 2
Coding region: 1-1878 (625 amino acids)
Source: RefSeq, a predicted model, not a curated record